UUUAAAAUGCUUGCUUACACUCAAGGCCGCGGUAAGUAACACCUAGCGGACAAACAAGGAACUACAAGUUCGUUCGGCGCGGCUGCCCCGCUCCCCGCCGCCAGUAUUGCGUCAUUCAGUUUGCGAAGUGGCCGCGUGGCACGUGUAACAAAAAUAGGCCCAAAAGAAUCGUAAGUAUCUUUUGUACUAUUGCAUUUGACAAUGUCAAUUGACGUUUAUUUUCUUUCUUAAUAAACUCUUCUAAUGGGCUGAAUAUAUGGUCAAUGUGAUGUGAUCCAAAUAUUUUUCAUUCUUUUUUGUUUAUAAACGUGGUUGGUGGUUAUUAUGGCCUACAAAAAAUACCUAUAGGCCUUAUUGCACUAUAUGGAAACGAAUUUUCUCUUAGGCUUUAUUAUCCUCGUAUUUAAAAUAUCACUUUUGAUUAUUCUAUAACUAAGUUUAGGUUACUACAAAGUUAGUGUGUAAUAAAUUGUUAUAUUUUCAUAGUGUGAAACAUUAUUUCUUAUAGGCCUUAUUAUCCACCUACUUCACAUAUCGGUUUAGGUGUAAUGUAAUAAUUAUUUUUUUAUGAAUUAAUUUAUUUUUAACGAUUUGAUUUGAAAUACAAAUUGUCAGUAUAUAAAGACAAUUAUUUCUUUUAGGCUUUAUUAUCCUCCUACUUCGCAUAUCGGUUUUUCGUAUAUAUAUUUAAUGUAUUUUAGAUAACCACGACGUUAGUAUAUAACGAUUUGUUAUAUUUUCAGUGUUUAUGACUACAAUGCCGCGAAAACGAGCAUUGUGGUCAGAAGAUGCCUUAGCGUCUGCAGUUCAGGCAGUUCAAAGAGGAAUACUUAGCACAUACAAAGCUGCAGCGAGGUAUGGGGUUCCAAGAAGAACUAUAAGAAAUCAUCUCAAGAGUGGCAAUUUGAAAAAAACACUAGGCCGAAAAACUAUACUGAACAAUGACCAAGAAACCGAUCUUGUGAACAGAAUAAUCAGGUUUGCUGAUAUAGGUUUACCUGUGACAACACGCAUACUGCGUCGUUUGGUUUAUAAAUUUUGCGAGGUUAACGACAUCAAACACAGUUUUAAUAAAAACAUGAGACUAGCUGGAAAAGAUUGGUACAAGGCGUUUAUGAAAAGGCAUCCAGAAAUAUCAAAGAGAAAGGCUCAAUUCAUGAAUCCAGCCAGAGCGCAAAAGCUGAACAAAUUCAUUGUCGAUGAUCACUUUGAAAGAAUAAACGAAAUAUAUAAUCAACUUGAUCUAAAAGAUCAUCCUGAAAGAAUUUACAAUAUGGAUGAAAAAGGUUGCCGCCUGACAAUCCACCAUCAGCAAGCUGUUCUAGCUAAGAAAGGAGCCAAAAGAGUGCAUUUAGUAUCAUCGGAGCAUGCAGAAAGUGUAACCGUCGCAGGAUGUGUAAAUGCACUAGGUACUGCCAUACCACCGAUGAUCAUAUUUAAAGGCAAGCGGUUGAAGCCAGAAUUAUACGAUAAUUUGCCUGCUGGAUCAUUAGUUGAAAAAUCUUCGAAGGGUUAUAUGAACAAUGAACUUUUCAAAGAAUUUUUAAAGCACCUGGCCAGAUACAAAAGUGGUGGAAAAUGCCUUUUGGUAUUCGACGGAGCCGCCUGCCAUUUAGAUCUGUCUAUCGUCGAAGUCGCUGAUUCACUCAACAUAUCGUUAUACUGUUUGCCGUCAAAUACCACUCAUGAGCUCCAGCCCCUCGACAAAGCUGUCUAUCGAUCAUUUGAACACCACUGGGAUGCUGAAGUUUUGUUAUUUCUGGACCAAAAUCCAGAUAAGAAAAUCACCAAGGCUCGCUUCAAUGUGAUUUUAACAAAUGUCUGGUCCAAAUGCAUGACCCAUAGUAACAUUACUAGUGGUUUUAAGGCUACUGGCUUGUAUCCUUUGAACCCUCAGGCUAUUCCAGAGACUGCUUUCGCUCCAUCAAUAUUAUCAGAAGCUCCAGCACCUCCAGUUUCAGAUGCAGUCGAGGAAGAGAUUCUGGGAUGCAGUUCUCCAGCUGAAGUGCCCUUAACACCAACCAGAAGCUCUCCAAUUAGCUCGUCGCCUGAAAUGUUGUUAGCCUUAACGAACAACUCCCCAACAAUGCUCAACAGAUCGCCAUCAGAAGCAUUGACCCCAGUAAGGCCAACAACUUCAAGGUCGCGUAAUAUGUCACCUUCUGGAACAUUGUCAUCAACGAAUAGUACUCCAGUUAGACCGGCUGGGAGCUUUUAUCGCACGGUUUAUAAUAGUUCUACUUCCGAUGAUGAUGAAGACAAUAUGCCGCUCAUUCAGUUGAAAAAAACUGCAUUUCAAGAUCUUAUGCCUACGCCGCUCAAAGCCUUAAACAAAACACCAACAAUUAGGAAAAAAGCUAUUAAUUAUAGAGGUACUCCAGUAACAAAAGAUCUGUUUGACAAAAAGGCGAAAGAAAACAAAAGUAGAAAUAGUAAAGUAAAAUCUUCCAUGGCAAAGAAGAAAAAUACCUCUAAAUCCAAAGGCAGAGAAAAUAAAAUCCAAGAAAUCUGGUACUGUCAUGGCUGCCAAGAGGAUAAAGUAGCUGACAUGAGAAAAUGUGUUAAAUGUGGUAAAUGGUAUCACGAGGAGUGCGUCGGUUUGUCAGCGACAGACACAGAAAAUUUUGAAUGCCCAAAUGGAUGCUAGAGGAGCCCAUUAUUUUUCUCAUUUUGAAUUAACCUUAAUUAAUAAUCAAUAUUCUUAAAUUUAUACACGUGUAACGUGAAAUUAAUUUGAAUUUUAUGUUAAAGUAGACGUAGGCCUUCUUAUCCUACAAAUAGUAAAAUAAGGCCUGUAGUAAAAUAUGGCCUACAGGUAAGAUGGUAAAAAAUAUUUAAUUUUGUUUUUGUUUAUGCCAAAAAUGUGCAGUUUUUGUUUAUUUGUUAUGUACGGUACUCUCCAAGACUGAUUAUUGUUCCUUAUAUUGAUAGUUAAGUGACCGGAAGUUACUGAUGAUUUUGGGUGCUAAAUAAAGGUUAUCUAGGUUAUUAAGCAUCUAUGCUUAGGAAUAUAAACGUAAUUAUUCAUCUUAAAUGAUUAUUGAUCUCAUUGAGCCAAAUAUAUGACGUAUUUUGUUAUUAAAAAGUUGUUAAAGUCUUAGGCCUUUUUAUACUGCCACAGUAAAAUAAGGCCUAUGAGCAAGGUUUUUAAAAACAUUUUUUUUUUGGGUUUGUUUUUGGCUGAA
Molecule: messenger RNA, 3185 nt
Organism: Cydia splendana
Lineage: Eukaryota; Metazoa; Arthropoda; Insecta; Lepidoptera; Tortricidae
Exons: 1
Coding region: 749-2647 (632 amino acids)
Cellular component (GO): nucleus
Molecular function (GO): DNA binding
Source: RefSeq, a predicted model, not a curated record